AUGUCGACAAAGCAAGAGAAUGAGAGCUCUGCGAGCAACUCUCCCAAGAGCAACACCCCGGCUCCCUCGACAACGACCAGCAACACCUCUCAGUCAGCCAACAGCACUAGCGCCGAGGACAACCUCAUCUGCAAGUGGAACGCCUGCAACCUUAAGUUUGUCUCACCCGAGGCUCUCUAUGAGCACAUUUGCGAGCGCCAUGUCGGCCGCAAGAGCACCAAUAACCUCAACUUGACUUGCCAGUGGAACUCAUGCAGAACGACCACCGUCAAGCGUGACCACAUUACUUCUCACAUUCGCGUGCACGUCCCGCUUAAGCCUCACAAGUGCGAGUUCUGCGGCAAGUCAUUCAAGCGUCCCCAGGACCUGAAGAAGCACGUCAAGACCCACGCCGAUGACUCGGUGCUCGUCCGCUCGCCUCAGGACCAAGGCCUGAACGGUUACCGGGCGCAGCCAGGCAAAGCUUCUUCUAGCUACUAUGAUCAUAAUGGCCACAUUCGGACUAACUCGGCCGCCUUCGCACAUCAGGCUGGGCAUGCUAGCUACUAUGCACCCCAACCAUCUACAAACUAUGGACUGUACUUCAACCAACAACCCCUGAAUCCUCCCCGAACUGAGUACAUUGGCCACCACGGCGGCUACGACAACCGCAAACGCGCCUUCGACAUGGUCGACGACUUCUUCGCCCACGCCAAGCGCCGCCAGGUCGACCCUACCUCCUACCAGCAAGUCGGCCGAUCCCUUCUCCCGCUUCACGGCGCCCUCGGCCUGCACACCGGCCCCAUGCCCGGCUCCGACUACAUGGCCGCCCAGCCCCAGCACCACGUCCAGCAGCACGUCCAGGGCCCUCCCUCCGGCCCCGGUCCCCUCACUCAGCAGUACUACUUGCCGCCUAUGCCCAAUGCCCGCACCAAGAACGACCUGGUCCAGAUCGACCAGAUCCUCGAGCAGAUGCAGAGCACCGUCUAUGAGAACGCGAACCAGGCCACCCAGGGCAUCCACAUCCACGGCCAGAACACGUUCGACCUCCGCCACAGCCCCUCGCCCCCGGGCGGCCACCGCGGCUCCCACGCCGGCAUGUCGGUCUCCCAGGACGGCUACCACGCCGUGUCCGCUGCUCACAUGGCGUCGCCACUCACCGCCGUUUCCUCGACUGGGACCCCCGCCGUCACACCUCCCUCGAGCACCAUGUCCUACACCUCUGGUCACUCGCCCAGCCCCUCUUCUUCCGUCAACCGCAUCCACUCUCGGCCCCAGCUUCGACAGCAACGAGCGCAGACGCUACUCUGGAGGCAUGCUCCAGCGCGCCGCCCCUCGUCGCCCAAGUCUCCCCUCAUCUUGGAGGACUCCUCCGGCGUCACCACUCCCAAGGCCGAGUCCAUCGCUUCAUCCGUCGGCUCUCCCUCUUCCGAGUCCGACAUGAGCGAGGGUGCCCGCGAGCGCGAGGAGAAGUACGACCAGUGGCUCGAGAACAUGCGUACCAUCGAGGCCCUCCGUGAGUACAUCCGCGACCGCAUCGACCGCAGAGAGUACUCCGAGGAGCCCGCCGAGCAAGGGUCCAAGUCUCCCGUGGCCAGCCGCCUCAAGUCUCCCGAGCCGAUGGAGGUUGAUGCCAAGCCCAGCCCGGCAGCGCCGCUCUACCCCGUCCUGCGUAUGCCGAACUGA
This is a messenger RNA of Colletotrichum spaethianum, 1665 nucleotides long. RefSeq names its product pH-response transcription factor pacC/RIM101. Gene Ontology annotation, cellular component: nucleus. The coding region runs from base 1 to 1665 and encodes 554 amino acids. The transcript has 5 exons. The record is from RefSeq and is a predicted model, not a curated record. Lineage: Eukaryota; Fungi; Ascomycota; Sordariomycetes; Glomerellales; Glomerellaceae. Gene Ontology annotation, biological process: positive regulation of transcription by RNA polymerase II.